UUUGAUCCCAAUCACAACAUCUUUGCUUAUUUGGUUUUGAAAACAGGCCUUUUCUCCUAUUUUCAAAAGUAGGAAAUUUCAUCAUCAAUCAUCCCACCUUAAAACAUUUCCACUUUUAUGCAAUAGUAGCAUAUUUUUCAGGUAAAUCAGAACAACAAAUCCAUAGCUAUAAUGGCUCUUAACGUGAAUCGGAACGUUGCGGAUGCGUUUUAUCGUUACAAAAUGCCUCGGCUCUUGGCUAAGGUAGAAGGUAAAGGAAAUGGCAUCAAAACAGUCAUUGUCAACAUGACCGAGGUCGCUAAAGCACUAGGACGUCCACCAACAUAUCCCACCAAGUUUUUCGGCUGUGAAUUAGGAGCGCAAACGCAGUUUGAUAUCAAGAAUGAUCGCUUUAUCGUCAACGGAGCGCAUGAAGCAGGAAAGUUGCAGCAAAUGCUUGACAUUUUUAUCAAGAAAUUUGUUCUCUGUCCUGGUUGUGACAAUCCAGAAACUGUUCUUACGGUCUAUGCGAAGAAACAAACCAUUUCGCAAUCUUGUAAAGCUUGUGGAUACAAUGGGCAAUUGGAUAUGCGCCAUAAAUUAACCACGUUCAUCUUGAAAAAUCCCCCUGAAUUAAGCCCUGCUGCCCAAGGAGCGUCUCUCACUGAAGGCAAGAAAGCCAAGCGAGGAAAGAAAUCAGACGGCCAAUCUGGAGAGAAGGGUUCAGAUGGAUCAGAAAACGAAUUGGACGCGACUAAAGACGUCGAUGAGGAUGACUGGGCCGUAGACGUUAGUGAGGCCGCAGUAAAAGCACGUAUGGAAGACCUGACUAAUGGCGCUAAAGGGCUUACCAUCUCUGAUGACAUGGAGAAAACACCGAAGGAACGCAUCGAUUUGUUCUAUUCAUUCGUCAAACAACGUCGUGAUCAGGGAAUGCUAACCAAACCAGGAAUCGACAAGGACAUCGUUUCUGAAGCUGAACGCUUAGAUGUUAAAGAUAAGGCACCGUUGAUUCUGUGCGAAUUAAUAUUUGAUAGCAACAUUCUUUCUCAGAUGAAAAGCUUCCGCACUUUGCUGUCUCGCUCCACUCAAGGAAACCCAAAAGCCCAAAAGGCCUUGCUUGGCGGUGUUGAGUGCAUCAUUCAUCUUAACCAGGCUACUCUGCUGCCGAAAGUUCCACACAUCCUCAAGGGACUUUACGAUCUAGAUUUGGUCGAUGAAGAUGUUAUGAUCGACUGGGGUUCAAAGCCAAGUCGCAAGUACGUCAGCAAGGAACUCAAUGCCGAUAUUUUGGCUAAGGCUCAGCCGUUCAUCACCUGGCUGAAAGAGGCGGAAGAGGAAUCAGAGGAAGAUUCUGAUGAUUCUGAUGUUGAGAUCGAAUACGAUGAUCGAGCAAGACCCGCCACCCUGAUCGAGCAGAGAAAUGCAGCCCCAUUAUCGACUAAAACGGCUGUAAAGGAAAACGUGUCGGUGAUGUCAUCGGUGCUACAAGCACAUCGUUUGCGCAAGUUGGAGAGCAUCAGCAAAGCAACAACCAUGACUCAGGAGGAGAUCGUCAGCAGCACCAAGACGGUGUCACAGGGCUUGGAGGCCCUGCGAGCUGAGCACCAAUCCAUCCUGCAAGGGCUCAACGGAUCUCUAAAAGCCGCCACUCAGGAAAAGCUUGAUGCUAAUGUCAUCGAAGAGAAAGCCAAUCUGAUACAGAAAUCACUCGACAUGAUUGAUCUGGGACUCGGGGAAGCACAGGUUAUGGUGGCAUUGGCGACUCACUUGCAAGCGCUGGAAGCGGAAAAACAAAAAUUACGUGCACAAGUGCGUCGGUUGUGUCAAGAAAACGCCUGGCUUCGCGACGAGUUGGCCAAUACACAGCAACGCCUUCAGGCUUCAGAACAAGCCGUUGCUCAAUUAGAAGAGGACAAAAAACAUCUCGAGUUUGUCAAUACCAUCAAGAAAUAUGAUGCCGAUCAGGAAGAGUCCACAUCGGACGUAUCACAAAAAGAAAAAAGCGACGAUCCAACUAUUGAUCUCUUUCCGGAUGAUGAUGCUGAUGAACGUGGUCCAAUGUCACCUACUCCACCGUCGCAAUUAGCACAGCAAGCGAAUGCAGGGUAUGAAAUUCCCGCUCGACUUAGGACACUGCACAAUUUAGUUAUCCAGUAUGCUUCACAAGGACGCUACGAAGUAGCUGUCCCGCUGUGUAAACAGGCGCUAGAAGAUCUGGAGAAAACGAGUGGUCACGACCACCCCGAUGUUGCCACGAUGCUAAACAUUCUAGCCUUAGUCUAUCGAGACCAAAAUAAAUAUAAAGAGGCGGCCAACUUAUUGAACGAUGCAUUGAGCAUUCGAGAGAAGACGCUGGGAGAAAACCAUCCUGCCGUUGCUGCAACGCUGAACAAUCUUGCAGUCCUCUAUGGUAAGCGUGGCAAGUACAAGGAUGCCGAGCCUUUGUGCAAACGUGCUCUCGAGAUUCGCGAGAAGGUUCUUGGAAAGGAUCAUCCUGAUGUUGCCAAGCAGCUCAACAACUUGGCCUUACUCUGCCAGAAUCAGGGCAAAUACGAAGAAGUUGAGAGGUAUUAUCAGCGAGCACUGGAAAUAUACGAAAGCAAACUGGGUCCCGACGAUCCGAACGUGGCAAAGACCAAGAAUAAUUUGGCCUCGGCUUAUUUGAAACAAGGCAAAUACAAAGAAGCCGAAGUUCUCUACAAACAAGUGUUAACACGGGCUCAUGAACGUGAAUUUGGCGCUAUCGAUGGCGAUAACAAAACCAUUUGGCAAGUGGCCGAGGAACGUGAGGAGAACAAGGGACAGAACAAAAGCAACACACCUUACGGUGAUUAUGGCGGGUGGCACAAGGCUGCCAAAGUUGAUUCUCCUACAGUUACAACCACUCUAAAAAAUCUUGGUGCUCUCUACCGACGCCAAGGCAAAUAUGAAGCUGCCGAAACGCUCGAAGAUUGUGCUAUGCGCAGCAGCAGCAGCAAGCAUCCGCUUGAUAUGAAUCGACUGAGGAGCUCAAGACGCUCCAAUGAACCCAACGUUGAUCCAAAAGCGCGGAGUGCCAGAGAGAACGCAGCCAGACGUGGAUCCCACGAGUCCCUGGACUCUGUUCACACGGAAGUCUCCGACGAGUGGGUGGGCCGAACACGUCGCAGCGGUUCCUUUUCAAAGCUGCGUGCAUCCAUCCGGAAAAGCAGUGCAAAACUAAUGCAGAAAUUGGUUACGAGAGAUGACCCGUCUCCUUCCCUGGCCAUCGACUUCCCUUCCGGUUUGGCUUCCAGCAUGAAACGGUCAAACUCCCUGUCCGUCCUUAAUGCCCAGUUUCAACGGGAACAGAGCCUUAUAAGCAACUUGAUGGGACUCCGUGGUCGGACAACGAGCAUUGAAUUUAUUCGCCCGUCUCCUGCUGCAGCCGCUGCUAACGUUACGUAGCGUUAGAGACUAUAGUAUUAGACAACGUCAAAUGAUAUUUCUUUGGCAAUUUUCAGUACUGUUUGCACUUCUGUUUAUUAUUUCAUCACGCUGUGAUCGGGCAGUCCUAAAUCGUUAGUUAUUAAGUGGCAGCCUAACGCGACUUUCAUUGUCUACUCUCAAUCGGAAUUUAAUAUUCCUGCUUGAUUGAAGCUGCGUAUUAUACUUUCUCUUUUGCAUAUGAUUUGACUUGACAUGCGUAAUCAUCGUCACAAGGCAUUUUGUGUUGCUCUUCUUACAUCACGUAUGGGAAACUGUAAACUUUUUGCCUUUUUUAAUUUGUGUUUGAACAAGACGCGCGCGAACUAUUGUAUUUGAGCAUAACUUAAAUAAUUAAAUCCUAUUGCUUUGA
Daphnia pulex (common water flea) is the source of this 3799-nucleotide messenger RNA. RefSeq names its product kinesin light chain-like. Gene Ontology annotation, biological process: microtubule-based movement; translational initiation. The coding region runs from base 172 to 3408 and encodes 1078 amino acids. Lineage: Eukaryota; Metazoa; Arthropoda; Branchiopoda; Diplostraca; Daphniidae. Gene Ontology annotation, cellular component: membrane-bounded organelle; cytoplasm; kinesin complex. The record is from RefSeq and is a predicted model, not a curated record. The transcript is spliced from 20 exons. Gene Ontology annotation, molecular function: kinesin binding; translation initiation factor activity.